AUGUUGAGCCGUUUGUCCGGGCUGGCCAACACUGUCCUGCAGGAGCUGUCAGGGGAAGGCGAGAAUUCAGAAGUCGGGGAUUUGCCCACUGGCCCAGAGUUGGAAGCCAGCCAGCAGAAUGGGGAGGAGACCCCCGAGGACGCGUUGGAACGGCUGGCCCACAUGGAGAGGCUGGUGGUGCAGCUGAAAGAUCUGGUGCGGGAAAAGGAUGCUGAGCUCCGCCAGAAGGAUGCUAACCUCCAGGAGGAAAAGCAGGCUGCCGAUGCCAAGCUGGCCAAGCUGAAGCUGCAGGCCAAAGCCAAGGUGGCAUUGCUUAACAAGCGCAUUGAGGAGCUGACCGAGCAGGGAGCCGCCGCAUCUGCAAAGGGCCUGCCGGAGGAGCCGCUGCCGCCUCCUCCUUGCGAGCAGCUACAGGGUGACCAAGAGACUCAUCACAAAUGGAAGGAGGAAGUGGAAGCCCUGCAGAGGAGGCUUCAGGAGCAGGAGGCCAUGACUGGGAAACUGCAAGCACAGCUAGAGGAGGCCACAGGAAGCCUGGAAGCAGCACAGGUCCAGCUGAGCAGUCUGCAAGGGGUGAUCCAGGAGAAAGACGCCCUCCUCGAAGAGCAGGCCCGCCGGCACCAAGUGGAGCUUCACCAACUAGCGGCCCAGUCCACUCUGGAAGCAGAAAUGCAACAGAAUCUGAGGCUGUUGCAGCGGAAGCUGGAGGAGCAGGAGGCAGCCCUGCUGGGCCGGACUCAGGUGGUGGAAUUGCUGCAGCAGGAGCUCAACAGCCUGGAGGAGCAGAAGCAGGUCCUCUUGGAGAAAUUCCAGGUGUCCGAGGCGGAGCUGGAGUCCCUGAGGCGGACUUCUGCUUCUGAGAGGCAGCAGUCGCAGACCUUUGUGGAGAAGCUGGAAAUGGAGUUGGCGGAGAGGAAGCUCGCUUGCCAUCACUUGCAGGAGGAGGUGCAGCAGCUCUCUCAGGCGCUGGCCCAAGGAAGAGCCGUCGAGGACGCUCGCGAGCAGGAGAGCAAAGCCUCCGAGAAGAGGCACCUGGAGGAACUGGAGGAGAAGAGCCAGCAAAUAGCCCAGCUCCGACGAGCGGAGCGGGACUUGCGUUCGAACUACGACACCCUCCUGACGGAGAACAGCCGGCUGCAGCAGGAUUUGGAUCGGCCCCUGGAACGCUCCGCCGAGCAGGUUUCCACCCAGCAAGUCCUGCGUCUGCCUUCUCUUGGCACCAAGGCCGAGGAUAGACGUUGGUUGUCAGCAGCGGCUUUGAGGGCGGUGAAGCUGAUGGCCAGUGUUUGUGUCUUAGGGGAGCUUCUUGAAGGACCCCGGGAGUCGGGCGGCUCACAGGCUCAACCUGAAACGUUUGCAGUCCACACAAUGGAGUUGGUCUCUACACUGGAUGAGGACGAAGGACCUCCACUGGAGAAGGACGGCCAGCCGGAAGACAAGCAGCUGAAGACGGCGGUGGAGAAGCUGGAAGCUGAAAAUGAGUCCCUCCAUGCUAAAGUUGCCCUGUUGGAAAAGCGGCUGGAAUUAGCAGCCAGCGCAGCGGAGUCAAGCCAGGUCAGCUGUGCUGAUCCAGGCACUGACUUCUCCCCUCUGCUGGUUUCGGGGGUCUUGUCGAGCUUUGGAGAUGGCUGUUUGGGGCCAGGGGAUUCGCUGGAUGGGAUUAAAAGCGUCACAAGAGAGAGCCUGGAUCCACCCGCCGUGCCAGCCAUCCUGACCCAGGCCAACCCAGGAGAAAGCAUUGAUGAGCCGCCUACUGGGGACAACGGCCACCCUGACAUUUUGCAGUACCUCUCCACGAAGAAGCGCAAAGAUCUCUCUGUCUUGCUUCUGGAGAUGCAGGAGGCACAGGAAGAAAUUGCCUUACUUAAAGGGCAGCUUCAUGACUCCGGCAGUCCGGCCCCCAAAGUAGACGCUCAGCUGGGAGGGAGACAGCAGGCCAGCAGCGUCCUGGAAGGGGGAAGAGGAGAAGAGGCGGGGCUUGUCCAGAGCGAUUCAAAUGGCAGUUCGUUAAUGGCCGUGGAAAUUCCGGAGGGGGCGCCUGCCCUGCUGGGGAUAUCCUCGGAGCAAGGCAGCCUCCUGGCACAGGGCAGCCAGGCCCUUCCAGAGCCUUCCUUGGCCUCGGAGCCACCGCCACCAGAACAGGGAAAGGCCCCAGUUGGCACCACAGGACUCCUCAGCAGCUGGCAGGAAGCAGAGGAAUGCCACAAGGAGGCUGAAAUCGAGAAGCUGCAGCGGCUGUUGGCAGAGUCUGGGGCCGCCGUGCGCACCCUGACUGCCGAAAGAGACCAACUGCUUUCCCGGCUGAAGGAGCUCUGCUCCCUGGCAGAACUGAAGGAGCAGGUGAGGCAGCUGGAGGGCGACCUGGCUGACUCGGAGAAGCAGCGCCUCUCUGACUACGAGAGCGGGAUCUCCCAGCUCAGCCUGCUGAAGGAGCAGAUCCAGAGCCUGAAGAAUGAGGCUGGGUCCAAGGAGGUGAAGAUAGAGGCCUUGCAGAGGGACUUGGAUGAAGCUCAGCACUGCGUUGCGGAGCAGGACCUGCUGGCGCGCAGCCUGAGAAGCCAGCUCCAGGAGGAGGAGCAGGAAGGCCGUGCGUUGGUGGGGCGCCUGCGGGAGGCCUCCACAGAGGUGGAGGAACUCUCUCGAAGCGUCGUCUCGAAGGACGCGGAGGCCGGCAGGCUUCAGGAGCUCCUCUCAGAGAGGUCCGCCAUGGUGGAGCAGCUGCAGCGAGUGGUGGCGGAGCGGCAGGAGCAGCUGGCAGAAAUCGGCACCAGCAUGGCCGACCGGAUGGUUCAGUUGAACGAGGAGAAGUUUGCGUUGGGGAAGGAGCUGAAGGGCCUUCAGGAGCAGCUGAGUCAGUUUCUGCGAAAAAAGGAGACAAAGGAGCUGGGUGUGGGCACCAGCGAGGAAUCUGGGCAAGAGCAGGGCGUGGGCACUAGCGAGGAACCCGGGCAGCAGGCCGAAGGGGUGUCCUCCGCCGGCAAGGAGCUGGAGGCCCUGAGGAAGGAAAACGAGCAAGUGAGGAAAAAGCUGCAGGCCGCCCUUGUCAGCAGGAAGGAUCUCCUAAGCAAGAUCCGCAAGAUGGAGAAGCUGCCGGAGAGCAGGGAAGGGCAGCCGGGGGAGCCCAAAGCCCUGGAGACGAAGGACAGUGAACCCUCCGAGAUCAGUGCCGACGCAGACGUGGAGGCCGAUCCCGAAAGCCGAGGCCAGGUUGCCUCUCUCAGUCAGCCGCCUUCUGCCAAGGAGGCUGAACUGCAAAUCACGUUCCGAGAAAAGGAAUCUGCAGUGGCUGAGUUGCAAGCGGUGAUCGCGGACCUGUGGCAAAGGUUGCAGGAGAAGGACACCCUCAUCGGGGCCCUGGAAGCCAAGGACUGCAAGGAGCAGCAGGCCCCGGAGGGUGGCUCCGCUGAGUCGGACCUGGAGGAGCAGUGGAGGACCGCCCUGGAAGAGAAGGUCUGCGCUCUGGAGCAGGAGAAGGAGCAGCUCCAGAAGAAGCUCCAGGAGACCCUGGCCUCCCGCAAGGACACCGUAAAAAAGGCCCAGGAGAAGGACCGCCACCACCGGGAGCAGCUGAAGCAGCAGAAGGACGACUACAGCCUCCUCCAGGGGCAGUUUGAGGAGCAGGGCAGGGAGAAGGAGCGCAUCCGUGAUCAGCUCCGGCUGCUGCAGGCCCGGAUGGAGGCACCGGAGAACUCCUCUUUCCCCGGGCCUGACCCAGAAGCUCUUGCGGAAGGAGCUCCGCCAGCACAGGAACCUGCCCCAGAGGUGCCCCCCGCAGGCUCCGAAACGGGAAGGUUUGCGGCCGGCGGAAGUGGCCCGGCAGCGGAAGACGUCGCUGUCGGACAGAUCGAGGCCGAUCUAGAGAAACUCCAAGCCAAGAAAGGAGAGCUUGAAGCCCAGCUCCACCGCCUGGAAGGAGAGCUCCGAAGCGAGUCGGAGGCGGCCCUGCAGCUCCAGGAGCAGGUGGGGUGGCUGCUGGCCGAGGUGGAGGCCGCCAAAGAGGCUUCCCGCCAGGCUGAAGCCAGCGUCACAAGCCUUCGGGUGGAGCUGAAGGAGAGCCAAGCUGAGCUCGCCAGGCUGGAAAGCCUGAGGCUCCAUCAGGUGAGUCUAGAAGAGCAGAAGGAACUCGAAAGGAAAGAAGAAACCGAAGCUCUUCGCCUCCAGCUCUUGGAGAAAAUGGAGUCUCUGCAGAGCCUCCAGGUGCAGCUGCAGGAAAGAGAGGAUGCCAUCAAAGCCCUCCGAGGCCAGCUGGAGCUCCAGGCCAAGGAGCAAACCCAGCGACCACAAGCCGAGCUGGCUGAAACGCAGAGGUUGGCUGCGGAGGAGCAAUCGAGGGCCCAGCUGCAGAGAAAACUGCAGGCUGCGCUCAUCUCCAGGAAGGAAGUGCUGAGAGAGAGCAGACUGCUGCAGGAGGAGCUGGCGGGCACCAGAAGCGCCCUGGAAGGUGCAUCCCAUCGCCUGGCGGAGGCAGAGAGUCAGGCCCAUGAGCUGGAGGAGGAGAAGGGGGCCCUUUUGGGGAAGCUGGAGGCCAUCACCGAGGAACGGGGGAAGCUGAUUGCCGAGGUGGACAAAGCCCUGGUGGAAAACCAGAACCUGUCCGGCUCCUGCGAGAGCCUGAAGCUGGCCCUCGAGGGGGUGACUCAGGAGAAAGCCCGGCUGGAGCAGGACCUGGACGCUCUGCGGAGCGCCCAGGCCGAGGAGCUCUCCAACUGGCAAGGGAGGCACCAGGAGCUGCAGAGGGAGUACGAGACCCUCCUGCAGUCGUACGAGAAUGUCAGCAACGAGGCGGAGAGGAUCCAACGGGUGGUGGAAGGCGUCCGGCAGGAGAAGCAGGAGCUCUUCCUGAAGCUGAAAGGCGUGGAGGCGGAGAAGAGGGAGGCGGAGGCUCAGCUGCAGGGGGCCGAGCGCGAGAUGGAGGGGAUGAGGGAGAAGAUGCGGAAGUUUGCCAAGUCCAAGCAGCAGAAGAUCCUGGAGCUGGAGGAGGAGAACGAGCGGCUGAGGGCAGAGGCUCCUCCCGUGGAAGGCGACCCAGGACGGGAGGAAGAGGCAAGUUCCCGUCUCAGGGAAGAGCUGGAAAGCACCAAGGAGAACUGCCAGACCCUUUCCAGGCAACUGGAAGCCCUGGAGGCCGAGAAGGACUCUCUGAGCCAGGAGAUCCAGGGCUUGAAGCAGCAGCAGCUGCGGGGCCAGGCGGAGGAGGCAGGAAGAAGUGAUGCGCAAGGGGAGGCUGUGGCACAGGAAGAGGCAGCCACUUCGCUCCUGGUGGCAGCCACUUCCCCACUGGUGGCAGCUGUAGAGGCAGCCGAAGGCACAGCCUCUGAAGCUCCAGAGCUGGCUGCCGUGAGCCUUAAUACCGAGGAGGAAGAGGAGGGCAAGGUCGGCCCUUCGCGCGAUGAAAUAAACGGGUACAUCCGACAAGUGGCACAGCUCACGGAUCGGGUCGCGCAGCUGGAGGAGAUGAGGAGGGGGGAAGCGGAGAAGCUGGGCAGGGCCCUGGCGGAUGUGGGUGCCCUGGCAGAGGAGAAGAGAGGCUUGGAGGAGCAGCUGGCAGCAAAAGCCCAUGAACUGGCCGCGCUGCAGGAAAGGGCCCUGGGGCUGGAGCGUGCCCACCAGCAGGCGGAAGAGCAGCUCGCUGGAACGGCGGGGCUGAAAGAAGCUCUUGAGGCUGAGAAAGACGACCUGGAGGAGCGGCUGAUGAACCAGCUGGCAGAGCUGAACGGGAGCAUUGGCAACUACCAGCAAGACGCAGCGGAUCUGCGUGGCGAGAACCGGCAGCUCCUGGACGAGGUGGAGGCUCUUCGAGGAGCACUGAGCCGGCUGGAGGAUGAGAAGAGACGCCUAGUGAGGGAGAAGGCUGAUGCGGAGGCAGAGAAGAAGGAGCAUGUGGAGAAGCUGAAGAGCGCCCGGAAGGGAGACAGCGGUGGCAGGAUGCAGGUGAAAGAGCUGCAAGAGCUGCUGAAGGAGAAGCAGCAGGAGGUGCGGCAGCUGCAGAAGGACUGCAUUAAGAGCCAGGAGAAGAUCAGCAGCUUAGAGAGAACCAUCAAGGCCCUGGAGUUUGUCCAGAGCGAGUCUCAGAAGGAGCUGGAGGCCACCAAGAGGAGCCUGGCCAAGGCGAGGGACGACACCAAGAAGGUCCAGGCUGAGCUGAGCUCCUGCCGGAUCCUGUUGGAUGACACCCAGAGUGAGGCCGCCCGCAUCUUGGCCGAGAGCCUGAAGGCCAAAGAGGAGCUUCAGGCCAGCAAGGAGCAGGUUCGGGCGCAGCUGAGGCGCCAGGAGGAGGAGCUCGAGCGGCGGCUGGCGGAAGAGAAGGGCAAGCACGCCAAGGAGGUCCGGAACAUGGAAGAGAAGCUGGAGGCCCGGCGGCAAGAGCAGGCCCUCUCUGAGGGGGUGAUGCGCGGCCUGCAGGAGGCCCUGGCCCGGAAGGACCAGGAUGCCAAACAGCUGCAAGGCAGGCUCAACCAAGCCCUGGCCCAGCUGGCCGCCUUCACUCGGAGCAUGUCCUCCCUGCAGGACGACCGGGACCGGGUCAUCGACAAGUCCCGGCAGUGGGAGAGGGAGUUCAGCGAGGCCGUCGAGAAGAAGGAGGAAGAGGUGCGGACCCGGGAGAGAGCCUGCGUCAUUUUGGAGGACCAGAUGAAGCAGGCAGCUGCCCGGGUGGAGGCGCUGCAGAGUCAGGUUGUCAGCCUGGAACACAGCAAAUUGGCCUCAGAGGCCAGUUCCCAGAAGGAGCUUCGGCGACUGCAGGAAGAGGCAGAGCUGCUCGAGAAGGAGAACCAGAGCCUGACAUCCCAGCUCAGGGAGAUACGACAGUCGUUCUGUGACUCCCAAAACCAGCUCCAAAAGCAGGAGUUGGAGCUCCGAGGCCUGAGAGAGCGGCUGGCUGAGCUGCAGGGUUCCUUCACAGAGUGCAAGGAAGCGCAGGAAGAAACGGAGAGCACGGCGAAACGGCAAGAGGCCGACCUCCGGGAGUGCAGGUUCCGCCAGGAGCAGCUGGAGACGGACCUGCGCGUCUCCAAGGAGCUGACGGACAAGCUCCACGAGGAGAUCAGCAGCAAGGAGCAGAGGAUUGUCAGCCUUCUGGCUGCUAGGGAGGAAGCCGUGGCGGCAGCCGUCUCAGAAUCCCAGCAGCGGCACGAGGAGGAGCUGAAAGAGAUGGAGGACAGGAUUGCCAAGGGGGAAGAGGAGUGUGCGGCCUUGGAAGAGGAGAGGAGGAAAGCUCUGGAGAAGGCAGAUAGUCUCCUGGGGAAGCUGAAGAGCACCCGGGAGGAGAGCAAGAAGCACAAGGCCCAGCUGGACUCCUUCACCAAGUCCAUGUCUUCUCUGCAGGACGACCGGGACCGGGUCCUAGGAGACUAUCAGCAGCUGGAGCAGCGCCACCUGUCCAGCAUGCUGGAGAAAGACCAGCUCAUCCAGGAGGCGGCUGCCGAGAACAACAGGCUGAGGGAGGAGAUCCGGGGCCUCCACGGCAGGAUGGACGACCUCCACGCCGAGAACGCCAAGCUGGAUGCGGAGCUGGUGCGGUACCGGGAGGACCUCCAGCAGCUCAUCUCCAUCAAGGACAGCCAGCAGAAGCAGCUCUCCCGGGCCCAGCUGGAGCGCAUCCAGGCCCUGGAGAAGGAGAAGGCGGGAGCGGAGGGCCUGCUCAGGGAGUCAGAGCGGUUCGUGGAGGCCCUGUCUCGGGACAAGCACAGCCUGGAGCAGGAGGCGAAGGCCCUGCGGACCUCUCUUUCCCAGCUGCAAGGGGAGGUGGCGGCGCUGCAGGAGGGCGGUCCCAUGCUGGAGCUGCAGACGCGGCUGCAGGCCAAGGCGGACGAGGCGCAGGAGCUGAGCAGCCAGCUCUCCCUCGCCCGGCGGCGGGUGGCCGAGCUGGAGGAGGAGCUGGCCCUCGCCUGCCAGACCGCGGCCCAGCAGCUGCAAGAGGCGGAGGCCAAGAUGAAGAAGGAGCUGAGGAGCCUGCACCACGACGCCGGGCUGAUGCGCAACGAGACCGAGACGGCUGAGGAGCGGGUGGCCGAGCUGGCCAAGGACCUCCUGGAGACGGAGCAGAGCCUGCUGGCUGUCACCGAGGAGAACCAGGACCUGAAGGCCCAGAUCCAGUCCUUCAGGAAGGCCAUGAGCUCCCUCCAAGACAGCUGGGACCAGUCCAAUGAAGAGCUGCGCGCCAUGGAGACAAAGUACUCCGCCGACUUGGAAGAGCAGCAGUCGCUGGUCCGGAGCCUCCAGGAGGAGAAGGCGGAGCUCCAUGGGGUGCAGGAGACUCUUGCCGGGGAGCGGGCAACGCUGGCCUCCGAGCUGGCAGCCCUCCGGGACGCGGUCGAGGAGAAGCGUCUCCUGGCCCAGCUGGACGAGCUCAACAAGCAGCUCCAGGCCAGAGACGCGGAGCUCCUCCGCCUGACCUCGGAGCUCGAGGGGGCCUCCGGCCAGGUGAAGUCCUUCUCCAAGGCCAUGGCCAGCCUGCAGGACGAGCGAGACCGCCUGCUGCGUGAGCUGGGCAAGAGCCGCAGGGAGCACGAAGCCCCGCUGCAGACGGCCCCAGGCGCUUCCGCCAGCCCCGCAGAAGCGCAGAGCCUCAAGAGGGCCUUGUCUUCACUGCAGAACGACCGGGAGCGGCUGUUGGCAGAUCUGAAAAACCUCCAGCAGCAGUCAGGGGCGGCUGCUGCCGAGCAGGCGCGCCUGGAGGCCCAGCUGCAGGAGCAGAAGCAAGAGACGGAGCGGCAGCAGCAUCGCCAGGAGCAGCUGAGGCAGGAGGUGCAGCAGCUCAGGGAGGAGAAGGCGGCCUGGGAGGUGGAGGCAAAAGGCCAGCUGCAGGGCAGCGUUCAGGCGUCUGUGAAGGAGAUGAGACCCGGCAUUCCUCCCGUGGAGGGGGAACAGCACCAAAGACAGGCUCCCUCAGAGGCCACUUUGCAGCGGGAUGCGUCUAGCCGGGAGACAGAGGUGGAGCGUCUCCAGGUCCAGCUUGGGAGCAGCUUGACGGAGCUACACCAGAAGGAGCUGCGCAUCCAGCAGAUGAACAGCAAGCUCUCGCAGGUCUUUGAAGAGAAGAAUGCCCUCUCCCUCCAGCUGAGGGGAAGCAGCCGCAGCCUGCGGGAGAGCCAGCAACGCUACAGCGACAUCUUGGCCCGCUGCGAGGCGCUGGAGAAGCAGCUGCAGCAGCAGCCGCCUCUGGGGAAGGACGUGGGAUCCCUCUCAACAGACGCUGCUCCUGGAGCCCCGCAAGAAAGAAGUGAGCUUCCAAGGGAGAGCUACACCCCAGAGCUGCAGGAACUACAGAUGAGGUUGUCGGCGGCCAGGCAGCAGGAGAACUCUGCCAAACAGGGCCUACUGCAGCUGGAGGAGCUGCUGCAGGAGGAACGGAACCAGCGCCGGGCAGCCCAGGAGCAUAUCCGCAGGUUGGAGUCAAGCGAGUGGGCACAUUCUUCGGAGACCAGCAUCGACAUGUCCCCUGCCCCUGAGCACGCGCUACUCGUUGGCUCCAUGGAGGGCACCUUCAGCAAGCCUCGGCAGAGCACUGGCCCCCGGCGCCUCCUCCGCUCGCUCUUCUGUUCUCGGACGCGCCUGCCCCUACUGGCCACGGUCUACCUCCUCACCGUCCACGUGCUGCUUCUCCUGUGCUUCACAGGCCACCUGUAA
This is a messenger RNA of Euleptes europaea (tarantolino), 9627 nucleotides long. It is a transcript of the gene GOLGB1, whose product is annotated as golgin B1. Lineage: Eukaryota; Metazoa; Chordata; Lepidosauria; Squamata; Sphaerodactylidae. Bases 1 to 9627 code for a protein of 3208 amino acids. The record is from RefSeq and is a predicted model, not a curated record. Gene Ontology annotation, cellular component: membrane; endoplasmic reticulum-Golgi intermediate compartment; Golgi apparatus. The transcript has 23 exons.